Messenger RNA from Acanthisitta chloris (rifleman), 384 nucleotides. It is a transcript of the gene MRPS6, whose product is annotated as mitochondrial ribosomal protein S6. Gene Ontology annotation, biological process: translation. The transcript has 2 exons. The record is from RefSeq and is a predicted model, not a curated record. Gene Ontology annotation, molecular function: structural constituent of ribosome; small ribosomal subunit rRNA binding. Gene Ontology annotation, cellular component: ribosome; mitochondrial small ribosomal subunit. Bases 1 to 384 code for a protein of 127 amino acids. NCBI's taxonomy places the organism in Eukaryota, Metazoa, Chordata, Aves, Passeriformes, Acanthisittidae.
AUGAAUAAUAAGAAUAACCAGAUUUCUACCCAUUUCCCACUUGUUUUUGUCUCUCUUUUGAAGCCUGAGACAGCUGCUGCGCUCAAACGCACUGUUGAGGCUCUUCUGGAGAGAGGAGCCAUCGUGAGGAACCUUGAGAACCUGGGCGAGAGGUCUCUACCCUACAAGAUCUCCAAGCACAAGGAGCGUCACAGGAGAGGAGGGUACUUCCUGAUAGACUUAGAGGCUCCUCCUUCCAUUGUCUCAACCAUGAUGGAACAUUUAGGACGUGACAUUGAUGUCAUUAGAAGAGGCUUUAUAAAGCAUCCCCAGGCCAAGCCACAAGAAUGCAAUGGCAUCAUCCCAGUUGACUAUGAAGAGAAACUAACUGGCAAGAAGAAGUGA